Messenger RNA from Solanum stenotomum, 961 nucleotides. RefSeq lists its product as uncharacterized. The coding region runs from base 225 to 707 and encodes 160 amino acids. The transcript is spliced from 7 exons. The record is from RefSeq and is a predicted model, not a curated record. NCBI's taxonomy places the organism in Eukaryota, Viridiplantae, Streptophyta, Magnoliopsida, Solanales, Solanaceae.
CUCCGUGGAAAUUCUCCAUUUUCAUUUCUGAAUUCGAUUUCUCGUUGGCAAUAAACUUGAUUUGCAUCAAAUUUGGGUUAGAAAAUUUGAGUUUUUUUUGUUCCGAUUCAGCAUCUCAACUUGCUUGUUGAAUUGAGAGAUUUUGGUGUUCUCUUUUAACAGGGUUUGGAUAUUGUUAAAGAAAUUAAUAGCAUAAUAAUACGGAGACUAAAUCUGCAAUUGUUAUGGAGGAACAAUCAUUCUUUACCAACUUCCUUGUCAACCUUCGUUCCUCUUGCAAGUAUUACACAGGCUAUCCUAAGAAUCUUGGGCCAUCGAAAGUUAUUCACUUUACCUCGGAAAGGGAAUUUGUCCAACUUCUUCAUCAAGGCUACCCGGUAGUCGUUGCAUUUACGAUCAAGAGUAACUACAGCAAACAUCUUGACAAAGUUUUUGAGGAGUCUGCAGCCGAGUUUUAUCCACAUGUAAAAUUUUUACGUGUUGAAUGCCCAAAGUACCCGGGAUUUUGCAUAACAAGACAAAAGAAGGAAUAUCCAUUUGUAGAGAUGUUUCAUAGUCCAGAACAGGCAGCUGCUCAGGGCAGGGUUGCUGAUCCUAAUAUUACCAAAUACUCUGUCAAAGUUUUACCUUUCAACUAUGAUCUAAGUGCUUAUGGAUUUCGUGAGUUCUUCAAACGACAUGGAGUCCGAUCAUCAGAUUCAAAUUAGAAGUUAAAGAGUAUCGAACAUGCAUGUUGAGUAAAAUGCUGUUCCUGAACGAUCAUCGAUGAACACAAGCAGAAAUGAAUGGCACGGGUGGUUCAUGUUUAUCGAAGAACACAGUGAAGAAACUGGCUCUUGUGCAUAUAUAGCUUUAAUAAUAGGCACCAGCAAACAGGUUUGGUUGGAGCACAUAAGUUUCUGGUCAACAAAUGACAAAACUGUUCUAAAUUUCUUUAACCCAUACCAAAAUGAGCCUUAAU